Molecule: messenger RNA, 736 nt
Organism: Humulus lupulus (European hop)
Lineage: Eukaryota; Viridiplantae; Streptophyta; Magnoliopsida; Rosales; Cannabaceae
Exons: 2
Coding region: 190-576 (128 amino acids)
Source: RefSeq, a predicted model, not a curated record
CUAGUCACUUUUUUUUCCUCCUAGCUACUCUAUUUAUCUCUCUCUUCUUUCUAUUUCUCUUUUUUCUUCGUAAUUUCUCUGCUCUUGCUUUUGGGUUUGUGUAAUUUCAUGUUUAGCAUAUAUAUAUAUACAUAUAUUUACACACAUAUAAUAAGACUUUGAAGAAGAUCCGGGGGUUAUUGAUCAGCAAUGGUGGAUACUCAGACAGUAUGCUGCAUGUGCGGUGAUGUGGGUUUCCCUGAGAAGCUUUUCCGCUGCAACAAAUGCCGCCACCGUUUCCAACACUCGUACUGCAGUAACUACUACAGCGAAUACGCUGAGGCGAUGGAAGUGUGCGAUUGGUGCCAAAGUGAAGGGAAAAGCACAAGAUAUGGUGGAACUUCGAAGAAAUCGACGGCGACGGGGGCCACGGCGGCCAAUGAAUCGGGAGUUUCGAGCAGGUCUGAGUACAGCGGGGAUAAGAUCAAGCAACACGACCGCGAUGAGAGCGCCGAGAAGGGAAAGAACACCAGUGGUGCUCCGUCCCCACGACCAACCACUCGAAGGUACAAGCUUCUCAAGGAUGUUAUGUGUUAAUUAAGAUCAUAGAAGCUGUGGCUAGAAUAUUAGUAAUCAAAAACUUUUUGUAUUAAUCAUAUAGGAGUCCCUUAAUUCUAUAUCAAUAAGUUUCAUACACCGUAUUAUAUUGUAUUAUAACAAUGAAUUAUAUUUUAUAACAUAUAUUUAUAAAUGUUUA